AUGACGGACCUCAAGACCGCCGCCUAUCAUGCCGACGACGUUCUCGACGACUUCCGCUACGAGGCGUUGCGACUCCGUGCUGCACAGAUGCGCCCCUACUCCACGGCACGCAAGAUGCUGAGCUACUUCACCACCAGCAGCCCGAUUGUUUUUCGUCUCUCCAUGAGCAGGAAGAUGAAAGAUGCCCUUGAAAUGAUAGACGAACUGGUUGUGGAGAUGAAUAACUUUCACUUCCUACAACAUGCCGGGGCACCAACCAUUGUUCAGCCGCAAACACACUCACAUGUCAAUGAAUUACAAAUCGUCGGCAGACAAGAUGAAAAGGAACAAGUGGUGAAGAUAUUGCUCAACCAGUCUGAUAAUAGCAACAUUGGUAAUAGUGGCAUCAUGGUGCUCCCCAUAGUUGGCAUGGGGGGAAUUGGCAAAACUACCCUUGCCCAACUUGUUCACAAUGAUCAAAGGGUGAAGGACCAUUUUGAGUUGGUCUUGUGGGUAUGUGUCUCUGACAAGUUCAUUAUUGAAGAAAUCAUCCGGUCCAUAAUAGAAGUGGCCACCAUGAAGAAGUGUGGUUUGACUCAGAUGGAGGCACUGCAGAAGGAACUCAGUAAAGUUUUGGCCAAGAAAAGAUCGGGUAGUGCUGUAAUUGUGACAAGCCGCAAUGAUCAAGUUGCUUCUAUGAUGGGCACACUUCCACCACAUCAGAUGUCACUUCUAAAUGAAGAUCAAUCAUGGGAGCUUUUUCACAAAAAUGCAUUUGGUAGAGAAGUGGAAAAACCAGAGGAAUUCAACUCAAUAGCUAAGAGUAUUUUACACAAGUGUAAGGGGUUGCCUCUUGCUAUCAACACAGUGGCAACUUUACUUCAUUCAAAGCAUCACAGUCAGUGGGUUUCUAUUUUGAACAGUGAUGUUUGGAAGAAUGACGUCCUGGCAACUGGGAUUGUACCUGCUCUACAGCUGAGCUAUGAUCACUUGUCAUCAGAAGCAAAAUUAUGUUUUUCAUUCUGUGCUAUUUUCCCCAAGGAUAGCCCGAUGGAUACAAACAUGUUAAUCCAGCUUUGGAUGGCAAAUGACUUUACUGCAUCAGAAACAAUAGGCCAACAAAUUUUCAAUAUGCUAGUCCAAAGAUGUUUCCUCCAAGAUGUGGAGAUUCAAAAGAAUCGUCUCUCUCAGUUUCGACAUGGGUUCAUCCACCGACCAACUACUUGCAAGAUGCAUGAUCUCAUGCAUGAUCUUGCUGACUCUGUAAGCGGAAAUGGUUGCUUCCACUUGCAAUCAUUUUCAUCACGUCGACGAAUUUUGGAAGGAUCCAUAGACGCUGGUUCAUUACAGCAUCAGGUUCGACAUUUGUCACUUGAUUAUGACUAUUUUAAUGUUAAAGUCAUGAUGAAAAUUCUAGCUCCCGGAGCCCGCACGAUAUUAAGCCAACGCCAAUUGGGCUAUCAACGUCCACUAAGAAAGUCCAAGUCAGAAUUAAUGUCCUUACGAGCAGUGAAGACGUUCCCAAGCAUAACACAAAUGACAAAUUUGAAGCAUCUUCGCUAUUUAGACUGUUCUUAUUCUGAUAUAUCUGCAUUGCCUGAAGCCACCACCAUGUUGUAUUGCUUGCAAACAUUGAAGCUCAUUGGUUGUAGAGAACUCAAGAAAUUACCAGAAGGGAUGAGAUAUAUGAGCAGUCUUCGACACAUCUUCCUUGUUGGGUGUCAUAGUUUGGAGCAGAUGCCGCAAGGUAUUAGUCAGUUGAAUUCCCGACAAACGUUGACGAGUUAUGUCAUUGAUAGUGAUACAGGUCGUGGAAUUGAUCAACUGAAAGAUUUAAAUCUAUGUGGUGCUCUUUCUUUGACUGAGCUGAGAAAAGUGCAUGGUGCAGAAAAUGCUAAACAAGGCAAUAUGUCUGACAAGCAUAAUUUGAAGCGAUUAUCACUCGAUUGGACAAAUGGACAUUAUGGCUCAUAUUUUGGAUAUGGAGUCGAUAAUAUUGCAGAAGGGAUAUUGGAGGCUCUUCGUCCACACAAAAAGCUUGAAGUUUUACUGUUAUCUAAUUAUACUGGUCCCAAAUUCUCAUCAUGGAUGCACAACUGUACCCAGUUAGAACAUCUUAGUGAACUUUCUCUGACUGGAUGUGAGAACUGCAAGUAUCUUCCACCAUUGUGGCAGCUGCCCUCUCUUGGGUACUUGGCUUUGGAUGGUUUGCAUAGCGUGACAAGUAUAUGUAUUGUUAAUGAUGAGAUGGACAAUGUGGAAUCAUGUAUUUCUCGGCCACCCUUCUUUCCUAAAUUGGAAACCAUGAUAAUUUCCGACAUGCCUGAGCUAGAGAGAUGGCACCAAGAGGUGGCAGGACAAGUGGCAAUUGUAUCAUUGCCGCAGCUCAAGAAGCUAAUUAUUGAUAAUUGCCCAAUGCUAUCAAGCAUGCCCAGGACGCUCCCUUUGGUUGAAGAUCUACAGGUGGUUAGCGCAAGAGACAUUCCCCUUCACCAUCUAAUGAAUCUGUCUAUGCAAUCUAAUCUUGAGUGCAAAGGCUCCAUUGUAGUUGAACCUGUUGGUUGUCUAUCUAUGGACCUUCAUUUCUCAAGGCUUGGUGACUCUGAUGUGUUAGUGAGACUCACAGUUUUGAGGGAAAAUGUAGGGCGCUUUGAAGAGGAGAUGAACAGAACACCUUGCAGAUUUAUUAAGAAGCUGGAUAUAAUAGAUUGUGACUGUCUUUUCUCACAUGAACUGUCCCAAAUACAACGGAAUAUAUGGAACCAUUUUGGUUUUGUUGAAAGUAUGUGGAUUACAGGCAUCAAUAAUAUAAUACAAUGGCCAGCAGUAGAAUUCAGAAACCUCAAUCAUCUUCGACUUCUACACUUGUCUUGUUGUUCCAACUUAACUGGUUCAUUCCCAUCAACAAUAUCUGAUGACGAAAAUGUCCUGCUUCCUCGACUCCAGGUUCUUAAAAUUAUAGGAUGUGAAAAUUUGGUGGAAAUACCAAGGCUGCCUGCAUCUCUUGAAAUAUUGCACAUCAGUUGUUGUCAGAAGCUGGUGUCCAUGCCAAUAAUUCUCGGGAACAUAAAAAAGAUGAGAGAACUCGAAGUGUAUCGGUGCAGUGCACUGGCAACAUUUCUAGAUGGAAUGCAUGGAAUCACUGCACUCAAGAAGCUGCGAAUGGAGUGCUGCCCAACCCUAGAGACACUACCGGAGGGGCUCCUGCAGCAGCUCCCAGCCCUCCAGGAACUAUGUAUUACAGAUUGCCCCAAGUUGGAGGAGGCCUUCUCAGGAGGAGGCACUUACUGGGAUUUGGUUGAAGCAAACUUGGAGAGAUCCUCCUCAGAAGGAGGCAUUUGCUGGAAUUUAGUUGGAGAGACGGCCACUGGAGGAAGGCCUAUUCACUGCAAAGCACUGAAAAAAAUAGCGCGCUAUAGCGUCGCUAAUAGCACGCUAUAGCGUAUUGAGAAUUGCCUCGCUAAAUAUAUCGGUGUACAAUG
Messenger RNA from Triticum aestivum (bread wheat), 3461 nucleotides. RefSeq names its product putative disease resistance protein RGA3. The record is from RefSeq and is a predicted model, not a curated record. NCBI's taxonomy places the organism in Eukaryota, Viridiplantae, Streptophyta, Magnoliopsida, Poales, Poaceae. Bases 1 to 3420 code for a protein of 1139 amino acids. The transcript is spliced from 3 exons. Gene Ontology annotation, molecular function: ADP binding.